This is a messenger RNA of Plasmopara halstedii, 834 nucleotides long. RefSeq lists its product as uncharacterized. The coding region runs from base 1 to 834 and encodes 277 amino acids. Lineage: Eukaryota; Oomycota; Peronosporomycetes; Peronosporales; Peronosporaceae. The transcript has a single exon. The record is from RefSeq and is a predicted model, not a curated record.
AUGAAAGCAACGUUUGAGGGAAUGUUUAAGAACGAGAAAUUUGUGCAAUGGGUUCAAGCGGGACUCAAAGACGAGACAUCAGUGCAAUUGUUUCAGGCAGAUUUGAAUGGUGUAGAGAUUGAGGUAAAACCUCUAUUGAUUCUGCCGAAAAGUGAUGUGGAGAUAAGGGAGGAAGAAUCUGAUGUUGUGACUGUUCUCCAUGAGUUUAUCCUGGAUAAGAAAACAUUGGAUCUGCUUAAAAUGUUUAUGGCGGACGAUGAAGGUGUGAAGAAACUUAGGGACUUUUUAGGACGAUUUACAGUACUUGACGACAUGUUAAGCAGCAAGGAAUUGGAUACGGUGCCUAUACUCAAAGCGAUUCUCGAAGAUCAGAAUAAAGUGCGAUUUCUCGAAGAGGCAGUGAAGGACGAGGAGAAAUUGGAGUCAUUUAGAACGGGUUUGAUGGAUAAAGAAAAGCUGUUUGCCUACUCAAAUACGCUGGGUGAUACGAAUCUGAGGUCUCCGUUUCGUCAAGUAAGAAAUAAUAUGAAUCAAGUAUUUUCACUUAGAGUGGCUAUCAAAGAUGAUGAUCGGGCAGAGUUGUUUCGAGCGGCUCUUAAGAAUAAAGAACAGGUGGAGAAAUUCAUGAAUGCAUUGAAGCAAAAAAAAUUGGCAAAUAUUUUCAGAUCGAUACUCCAGGAUCAAGAUAAAGUGGGCUUCCUUAAGUCAGCUGUUGCAGAUGAGUAUUAUACGACGUUUGAAGAAGUUUUGCAAAGGAAUGAAAGAGAGAAGCUGGCAAAGGAGAUGUUGCAGUACCUUAAGGCACUUGAGCAGAAAGAAGAUCGUAAUCCAUAG